This is a messenger RNA of Beta vulgaris subsp. vulgaris (sugar beet), 1346 nucleotides long. Its product is annotated as carboxylesterase 1. The record is from RefSeq and is a predicted model, not a curated record. The transcript has a single exon. Bases 106 to 1056 code for a protein of 316 amino acids. Gene Ontology annotation, molecular function: hydrolase activity. NCBI's taxonomy places the organism in Eukaryota, Viridiplantae, Streptophyta, Magnoliopsida, Caryophyllales, Amaranthaceae.
UCAGCAUAUCCAUAUAAUGAUAUAAUACAUUAAUACUAUAUAAACUAGUUCAAUUGAUUAUUGACCAAUUGAUCUAUUCAUUUUACCACUAAGAUUGAAAGAAAAAUGUCAGAAAGUAACCAAACAAACCUUUACGAACUCAUCCACAUAACCCCAAACUCCGACGGAACAUUCACUCGUUCACCGGAGUUUUACCCCACCGUACCUCCCGACUCCAACGCACUUUCUAUCUCCAAAGAUGUCCCUCUUAACCCUGAUAAAUCCACCUGGGUUCGAAUCUUCCUACCUCGACAAUUAAAUAAAGAUAAGAAGCUCAAUAUUAUGGUCUACGUUCACGGCGGUGGAUUUGUCGUCGCCAGCGCAGCUCACCCGAACUACCAUGAUUUUUGCUCUUACGCGGCGAGUCAACUCGGCGCGUUGGUUGUCUCGGUUGAGUAUCGACUCGCUCCAGAGCACCGUCUUCCUGCUGCAUACGACGACGUUUUGGAGGCGUUGAGUUGGGUUAAAGAUGGUAAAGAUGAGUGGGUAAAAGAGUAUGGUAAUUUUUCAAGUUGUGUUUUGAUGGGGGAUAGUGCAGGGGGUAAUAUUGUCUUUCAAUCAGGAUUAAUGGCAGCCGUUAAGAUUGAUGAUUUUAAACCAUUGAUUAUUAAGGGGUUGGUUUUGAUCCAACCGUUUUUUAGUGGGCUGGACCGGACCGGGUCCGAGCUGCGGUUGGUGAACGACCCGAUUUUGAGCCUUGUAGUUAAUGAUUUCUGUUGGGAGCUCUCUUUGCCCGUUGGGGCGAACCGGGGUCAUGAGUAUUCUGACCCGAUUAAAGGUGGUGGUUCGGGUUCGUUGGAUCGGGUUCGGGAUUUGGGUUGGCGGGUUUGGGUGGUUAGUAGUGAUGGUGACCCGCUUUAUGAUCGGAGCGUGGAGUUGGUGAAAUUGAUGGAAAAGAGAGGAAUGAGUGUGAAGGCUAUGUUUUAUGAAGGAGGUCAACAUGGAAUGUUUGUGGGUAAUCCCUCUACGUACAAGGUAAAGGAAUUGGUAGAUUUUGUUGUUGAUAUUUUCACGUAAAAGGUUCAUUUGGGUUUGGACUUUGGGAUUACAUUAUUUGUUCACAUGAUUUCUCUAGGUUGCGCUCCCGUGAGUUGUGAAAAUGAGAUAUGAUUUGCUAUUAGAAGGUGAGAUUAUUUUUCUGAAAUCAUGUGUGUAAUAUAUACUCUCAAAUCUCAUUAGAUGUUCAUUUCGUUUUUCUUAUAUUUUCAUGUUUGUGUGUAGUAUUAUUAUUAUCAUAUUAUGUAUAAUUACAAAUAAAGAUUUGAUAUGCUUUUUAUAUUAUGAAAAAUUCAUUCGGAUGAUUUCAA